AUGAGGGAUCGGUCGACACAAACAAAGCUCUUACAGGAGCCACCAACAACGUUAGAAGAAGCAGUUUUGGUAGCACAGAGGUUUGAAGCCGCAAAUUCAAUGAUUGCAACCUUGAGAGCCGAAGCAACUACAAAUGUGGCAUGGUACACGCAAAAUAGAGCACCAAUAGGAGCAGUAAGUUCUGGUCAGCCAACAAUGACAUGCUUUGGUUGUGGUGGGUUUGGCCAUAUGGCUAAAAAUUGUCCUUCAAUUGUUGAUUUUAAACGCAGAAGUAAUGUUGAGAAAACCUGUUUUAUUUGUAGUAAACCUGGGCAUCUUGCCCGUGAUUGUUUUCAUGGUGGCUCACGUCAAAAGUUGCACGUUCAAAAUGCCCCACCCCGUCAGCCUCCAACAUGUUUUCAUUGCGGUUGUAUAGAUCAUAUCUCAAGGUACUGCCAAGAAAAACAAGAAUUACCAAAAGAGGCUGUGGGGCAGAGGCAAGGCAAACAUUUUGGUCAAAAUGACAAAAACAAGAUUGAGAAGGAAUAUAAAAUCAGGUUAACUGCUGUUUCACCUUUGCAUCAAAGAAAAGUACUUUUAGUCGAGGCUAAAAUAAAUGGACAAAGCAAACUUUGUAUUGUUGAAACAGGAGCCUCAAUAUAUUUGAUAAGUAAAGAUGUAUGGGAGUCUUUGAAAUCUAAUGAUGCGCCAAUUGGCAUACUUGGUAAAGUUAACUUAUUGCUUGAGCUUAAUGAGGCACACAAAACGCAUCAGGAGUUUUACGUUGCAAAUGAAGUAAUUUCUGAAGUUAUAUUGGGUUUAGAUUGGCUCAUAAACAAUAAAGUAACCAUCCAUACAGCCAAUCUUUUAUUGAAAUUUCCAGAUUUAACUCAUCAACCGUUGACAAUUUAUGACGCAUCUUUGAAAGACCCUUUUUUUUGGUGCUACAAAACUUGUAAAUAG
This is a messenger RNA of Rhopilema esculentum, 942 nucleotides long. The record is from RefSeq and is a predicted model, not a curated record. NCBI's taxonomy places the organism in Eukaryota, Metazoa, Cnidaria, Scyphozoa, Rhizostomeae, Rhizostomatidae.